This is a messenger RNA of Megalobrama amblycephala (Wuchang bream), 2579 nucleotides long. RefSeq names its product solute carrier family 1 member 3b (gene slc1a3b). Gene Ontology annotation, cellular component: plasma membrane. The transcript has 10 exons. The coding region runs from base 407 to 2023 and encodes 538 amino acids. Lineage: Eukaryota; Metazoa; Chordata; Actinopteri; Cypriniformes; Xenocyprididae. Gene Ontology annotation, biological process: D-aspartate import across plasma membrane; L-aspartate import across plasma membrane; L-glutamate import across plasma membrane. Gene Ontology annotation, molecular function: neutral L-amino acid transmembrane transporter activity; L-glutamate transmembrane transporter activity; glutamate:sodium symporter activity. The record is from RefSeq and is a predicted model, not a curated record.
UCACAGAAACAGAGCUAAGGUUCACCUCAUGUUUCUUCUCAAGCUUGGAAAGGCAGCAUUUGCUCAAAAUUAGCAUUGGAGUGAUGUUAAUUUGCUUUUGAAACUGAACAUUUGCUUCGUAUGUUUCAUGUGAGAAACAAGCAACGUCCUCUCUUGCCAUUCCAUCAUGUACCACCCCUUUAAAAUGUCUUGAGCAUCUCCUAUUUGGAGUCAGCAAGCUCCUCCCCCUUUGAGAUCCUGAGUAUCAGGAGCUUCUUACUGGUGGAAGGUUAUUAAAUUCCCAGCACUGACUGGCUCACUCAGGGUAUCUCUCAGCACAAGAGCUCACUGGAAGCAGGGUCUCUUUUGGGUCACCGGUUCAGCCCAGCUAGCUUGAUCUCAGUGUGUUGAGUGACACACCGCCAGCAUGACCAAAACCACUGGGGAGAAGCCGCGGUCACGCAAUCGCUUGCAGCAGUUCCGUGAGAGAAUUCAACUGCGUUCCCUAAAGGCGAGGAAGAAAGUGGAAGACAUCAGUAAAGAUGACGUGAAGACCUUUCUGAGAAGAAAUGCUUUUGUGCUGUUCACCGUUGGAGCGGUGGUGUUUGGUAUCGCGCUGGGAUUUGCUCUGAGGCCGUAUAAGAUGUCAUACAGGGAAGUGAAGUAUUUCUCCUUUCCUGGUGAACUAUUGAUGCGUAUGCUGCAGAUGCUAGUGCUUCCCCUUCUAAUCUCAAGUUUGAUUACAGGCAUGGCAGCACUGGACAGUCGUGCCUCUGGAAAGAUGGGCAUGCGUGCCGUCAUAUACUAUAUGACCACCACUUUCAUCGCAGUGUUUAUUGGCAUCAUUAUGGUUCUGAUUAUCCACCCGGGCAAAGGCUCGAAGGAUGAAUUCACCAAACAGCAAAAGAUCGAGAAUAUCAGCCCAGCUGAUGCCUUCCUGGACCUCAUCAGAAACAUGUUUCCACCUAAUCUGGUUCAAGCCUGCACUCAACAGUUCAAGACCCAAUAUGGCAAGAGGACGAUUCAAGUGAAGGUGAUUGUGAACGAUUCGAUAUUCAACCUUACUAACGCCACCCAGGAGAUUGCCCAAGAGGAAGUGAUUCCUCUUCCAGGUGCCACCAACGGGGUUAAUGCCCUCGGUCUGGUGGUGUUUUCAAUGUGCUUCGGCUUGAUCAUUGGGAAUAUGAAGGAACAGGGACAGGCUCUCAGAGACUUCUUCGACUCCCUCAACGAGGCCAUCAUGCGACUUGUUGCUAUUAUUAUGUGGUACGCACCUAUUGGUAUCCUCUUUCUGAUUGCUGGAAAAAUCGUGGAGAUGGAUGACAUCACUGAGAUGGGCGGUCAGCUCGGCAUGUAUACGGUUACAGUGAUAAUCGGCCUCAUGAUACAUGGCAUGAUCGUUCUACCGACUUUGUACUUCGUCAUCACCCGGAAAAACCCUUUCGUCUUCAUCACGGGUUUGCUGCAGGCCCUCAUCACUGCUCUCGGCACCUCUUCCAGUUCUGCCACUCUUCCGGUUACCUUCAAAUGCCUGGAAGAGAACAACAACGUCGACAAACGCGUGACUCGAUUCGUGCUGCCCGUUGGAGCCACGAUCAACAUGGAUGGAACAGCACUGUAUGAAGCCCUGGCAGCCAUCUUUAUCGCCCAGGUUAACAACAUGGAAAUGAACUUUGGGCAGAUCAUAACAAUUAGCAUCACAGCCACUGCUGCGAGUAUCGGAGCGGCCGGAAUCCCCCAGGCUGGUCUGGUCACAAUGGUGAUUGUGCUGACCUCUGUCGGACUGCCAACCGAUGACAUCACCCUCAUCAUUGCAGUUGAUUGGUUCCUGGAUCGACUGCGCACAACAACUAACGUCCUGGGAGAUUCUAUAGGAGCUGGAAUCAUAGAGUUCCUGUCCAAAGAUGAGCUUCAGAGCGGCGACGUGGAAUUGGGGAGCUCUGUGCUGGAGGAGAACGAAGUGAAGAAACCUUAUCAGAUGAUCCCUCAGGAGAACGACUAUGACAAUGAGAAACCACCACGUGACAGCGAGACUAAGAUGUAGAAGGCUGCAUAUUCAACGCCCAACCAAGGAUUUUUUGUGUGUUUGUGUCUGUAUAUGUACAGUGGCCCCAAAAAAUAUAUAUGAACACUUAAGAUACACUUAGAAAUGUAAGAAUUUAAUUGCAUUAUAUAAGAAAAUAUCAACCUAAAUGCAUUUAUUUGAAAGAAAUAUUGCACAAGCAUGCUAUUCAAGCAAAACAAAAAGUAUUUGGACACUUUCUGGUUGUGGAACGGAGAAUUAUGUUUGUAAUUAGGGAAAUGAACUCACAUGAUUUCAUACGUUCACUAACAAUCCCAGCUGACAGGGAACGUUCUCAGAACUUUGGCAAAGAAACAUUCUUCCAAUAACGUUAAUAGAAUGUUUGUUCAGAAUUAUCUGGUCUUUAAUAAUGUUCUCAAAUCAUUGUUCAUGGAACUUGGUUCAUCUAAUGUUUUUUAAAUGUUACUGCUUGUUUCUAAAUGUUCAGAGAACAUUCAAAAGUAAUAUUCCAUUGCAACAUUCUGGCAUGUUUGCAGAAUGAUAAAAAGGAAUGUUUCAAAAAUCAGAAAUAACAUUU